This is a messenger RNA of Meriones unguiculatus (Mongolian gerbil), 2291 nucleotides long. It is a transcript of the gene Gorasp2, whose product is annotated as golgi reassembly stacking protein 2. NCBI's taxonomy places the organism in Eukaryota, Metazoa, Chordata, Mammalia, Rodentia, Muridae. The record is from RefSeq and is a predicted model, not a curated record. The transcript has 10 exons. Bases 187 to 1551 code for a protein of 454 amino acids. Gene Ontology annotation, molecular function: protein binding. Gene Ontology annotation, cellular component: Golgi apparatus. Gene Ontology annotation, biological process: Golgi organization.
AAGGGGGCGCUGUUUGCGGCGUCGCUGCGGCCCUGGCUGCCCGGCGACGAUCUCCCGGCGGGCUGUGCGGCCCGGCUCGGGCGGCUGCGAGUGCCACGUCCCAAGUGCUACGCGGAGUCGCGGAGCGGGCGGUGCGCGAGGCGGAGCAGCGCUGAGCCGGCCGGGCCGUACGGAUCGCCCGCCGCCAUGGGCUCCUCGCAGAGCGUCGAGAUCCCGGGCGGCGGCACGGAGGGCUACCACGUCUUACGGGUACAGGAAAACUCCCCAGGACACAGAGCUGGACUGGAGCCUUUCUUUGAUUUUAUUGUUUCUAUUAACGGUUCGAGAUUAAAUAAAGACAAUGACACUCUUAAGGAUCUACUAAAAGCCAACGUUGAAAAGCCUGUAAAAAUGCUCAUCUAUAGCAGCAAAACCCUAGAGCUCCGGGAGACCUCAGUCACACCCAGCAACCUGUGGGGCGGCCAGGGUUUGUUGGGAGUGAGCAUCCGUUUCUGUAGCUUCGAUGGUGCCAACGAAAACGUUUGGCAUGUGCUGGAAGUGGAGUCAAAUUCCCCAGCAGCACUGGCAGGACUGAGGCCUCACAGUGACUACAUCAUCGGAGCCGACACCGUCAUGAAUGAGUCUGAAGACCUGUUCAGCCUCAUUGAGACGCAUGAAGCAAAGCCCCUGAAACUCUACGUGUACAACACAGACACUGACAACUGCCGAGAAGUGAUCAUUACACCAAACUCUGCGUGGGGCGGAGAAGGCAGCCUUGGAUGUGGCAUUGGCUAUGGCUACUUGCACCGAAUACCUACACGCCCCUUUGAAGAAGGAAAGAAGAUUUCCCUUCCAGGACAGAUGACUGGUACACCCGUUACUCCACUUAAGGAUGGGUUUACGGAGGUCCAGCUGUCCUCAGUUAGUCCCCCGUCGCUGUCAGCACCGGGAACUGCAGGAAUUGAGCAGAGUCUGUCUGGACUUUGCGUUAGCUCAGCCCCACCAGCCGGCAGCAGUGUUCUCAGUACAGGUGUACCAACUGUACCAUUGUUGCCUCCGCCGGUUAACCAGUCCCUUGCUUCCGUGCCACCAAUGAACCCAGCUACCACGUUACCAAGUCUGAUGCCUUUGCCAGCAGGGCUGCCUAGCCUCCCCAACCUCCCCAGCCUCUCCAACUUCAGCCUCCCUGCUCCACACAUCAUGCCAGGGGUCAGCUUGCCGGAGCUCGGGAACCCGGGUCUGCCGUCUCUCCCCUCCUUGCCUCCCCGAAACUUACCUGGCAUUGCACCUCUCCCCAUGCCGUCCGAGUUUCUCCCGCCAUUCCCUUUGGUUCCAGAGGGUUCUUCUGCAGCCAGCGCAGGAGAGCCGCUGUCUUCCCUCCCUGCCACGGGCCCACCUUCUGACCCUGUCAUGACUACUGCAAAGGCAGACGCCUCCUCACUCACUGUGGAUGUGAUGUCCCCUGCUUCCAAGGUCCCCACCACUGUUGAGGACAUAGUCAGCGACUCCACCCCAGCCACCGAGAAGCCCGUUUCUGCAGCUAUGGAUGCAAAUGCUUCCGAGUCUUCUUAACUUGGAACCAAUCUUCAGAACCGACGUGGUCUAUUUAUUUAACCACGGGAUCAUGUCUGGAAUCGCAAACUACCAUUGAUUUCAUAACUAGUUUGUACCAUAUCUGUAGGCGUCCUGUACAUAAUUCUAAGGGGAAACUACGCAAGAGGCCGAGGCCUUGUCUCUCACCAAGUUGGGGACUCACAGCCAGGGAGGGGAUGUGAGAAUGUGCUUGUAUUCUAACAGCCAAAAAGUUGUUAUGGGUGGCUUGCUGCCAGGCAUCUACUGCCAUUCUUGGAUGUACAUCUUUGGGCAAGAGAUGGCAGGGUGUCCACCAGGUUCCCUGUCCCACUGCUACGCCUUGUGUAAGGAAAUGAAAUCUCUUAUGCCUAGUGCCCACAUACAACAGUUCUUGUACUUUGUAAGUCAUUUGCAAGAACAGACCACCCCACUAAGCUGCAAAAGGAAACAAGAAUUUACCGUUGGUCUCUGUGAGUCGCUUCUCUAGUAAGGUUUGCACAGAGCUCUCAGCUGAGGAUGUUUUGUUCCGGUUGCACAGCACACUGUUAACUGAACAUCUUUUUAUUCUGCCUGUACACAGAUCUUGUUUUGAACUCAGAAUUACUCAGACACCAUUUUGUAGCUGCUGCUGUUGCUUUAGAUGCCUGCAGUAAGAUGGCAUUUGAGAAGGAUAAAGGAAGCUGCACUGGGCAGCCACCCUGGGGGAGCAGACAGCAAUAAAUUUCAGUCCCUUCACCUUC